UGCCUGGUCGCAACUUGCUACUCCUCCAACUACAGAACGACAACUCAAACAGUCAGGCCACACGGUCUUGCACGCUCCGGCACCCAAUUCCGAGAGACGGGCGCGAGCGGCCGAGCGUGAUGUCGAUACUCUUGCACUGCCCCGCCACGACCACCACGGUCCAGUGCGUGCGUGACUAGUACUCGAUCUUCCCAUCCCGCGCGUCCGGCAUCCACGGGAAAGAAAGAACGCGCGCGCGCGCCCGGGCACGGAACGGAAGCCUGAAGCAUGGAUUCCCGGGGCGGCGGCACGUUGCGGAAGCGGGCGAUAGACCCGACGCGCGCGGACACGGCGGUGAAGCACGGCAAGAGCGAGGAGAUUCACGCGGCGGGGGAGAACGAGGAGCCGGAGCCGGUGAGCCCGACGGGGCGGCUGUUCCGGGAACCGCACUUCAACUGCUACAUCGUGUCCGUCUUCGGCCUCGGCGCGCCGGUCGACCUCCCCGCCGUGCGGGCCGGGCUCGAGGCCACCCUCGCGCGCCACCCGCGAUUCCACAGCGUUCAGGUGUUGGACGCCGAGGGCGCGAGACCGAAGUGGGUCCGGACCACGGUGAACCUCGACGACCACGUCGUCGUCCCGGACCUGGACGCCAUCACCGCCACGCCGGCCGACCCGGACAGGGCCCUCGAGGACUACGUGUCGUCGCUCUCCACGCUCCCCAUGGACCACUCCCGCCCGCUCUGGGAGCUCCACGUCCUCGACUUCCCCACCUCCGAGGCCGCCGCCGCCCUCGCCUUCCGCGUGCACCACUCCGUCGGCGACGGCGUCUCGCUCCUGUCCCUCUUCCUCGCGUGCACCCGCCGCACCGCCGACCCGAGCGCCCUGCCAGCGAUCAUCCCCGCCGCCCGCCGCGCCGGCCCGGCCGUCUACGCCCUGCCGCCGCAGCGCCCGCGGCUGCAGUCCCUUGGCGCCCUGCUGGUCUUCCUAGUAGCGUGGGUCGGCUCGUUCCUCGUGCUCGUGUGGCACACGGCGGUGGACGUGGCGUGCUUCGUCGCCACGGCGGCGUCGGCCGCGCGCGACCCGCCGACGCUCUUCAGAGGCGCGGAGGAGGGCGUCGAGUUCCGGCCCAAGCGGUUCGUGAACCGGACUCUCAGCCUUGACGACGUCAAGCACAUCAAGAACGCCAUGAACUGCACUGUAAACGAUGUGCUGCUUGGAGUGGCCUCCGCCGCAUUGUCUCGAUACUACUUUCGGAAAACAGGUUGUUGUGUGCUUGAUUUAUUUUCAGGUGAAAAUGUUAGAAAGAGCAUCAAGGUGCGGUCUACCCUUCUUGUCAACCUAAGGAAGACGCCUGGCCUACAUACACUCGCUAGCAUGAUGGAGUCUGGCAAGGACAGCGGAGCCAAGUGGGGGAAUCGGCUUGGCUACAUGAUACUCCCGUUCCACUUAGCCAAGCACGACGACCAUCUCGAGUAUGUCCGGGAGGCCACCAAGGUUGCGCGCAGGAAGAAGAGCUCCAUGGAAUCGGUCCUCACCUACUGGAGCGCGUCAAUCAUAAUGAAAAUCUUCGGCAUUAAGGCGGCAGCUUCUCUCUGCUACAGCAUGAUGAGGAACACCACCCUGUCCUUCUCCAGCUUGGCCGGGCCAAGCGAGCAGGUUGUGUUCUGCGGCCACCCGAUCGUCUACAUUGCCCCCAGCGUUUAUGGCCAUCCACAUGCCCUGACUAUGCAUUACCAGAGUUACAUGAGAAUUAUCAAACUAGUCCUUGCAGUCGAUGAAACACAGGUUCCAGAUGCUCAUGAGCUUCUAGAUGACUUCACUGAAUCUCUCAAGCUCAUUCGGGAGGCAGCUCCAGGACAACCACAACACACAUGAAAAGAUGUGUUCUCGGUAGAACAUGGAUAGGGGGACACAUGGAUACCUUUAUAACACAGUGGAUGAUGGGUACCUUUUUAGGGCAUUAAUUUUUUCUUACGGAACACAAAAUUUAUUUGUCAUGAAAAUUUACAGACAUGUAAACAACUCAAAUAUUUACAUGUCCAACUUUUUUUAUUUUACUAUUAAUCCCGAAAAUACAUGCUUUUGGGUGCCAUUUUCCUCUCUUGACAACUACUCCCUCAAUUUUUUUUGUGACGAUACAUGUGUACUACUUAAUUUGUAAAUUUGGAUAACUACAACA
Messenger RNA from Brachypodium distachyon (stiff brome), 2158 nucleotides. Its product is annotated as O-acyltransferase WSD1. Lineage: Eukaryota; Viridiplantae; Streptophyta; Magnoliopsida; Poales; Poaceae. Gene Ontology annotation, biological process: triglyceride biosynthetic process. Gene Ontology annotation, cellular component: plasma membrane. Gene Ontology annotation, molecular function: diacylglycerol O-acyltransferase activity; long-chain-alcohol O-fatty-acyltransferase activity. The record is from RefSeq and is a predicted model, not a curated record. The transcript has 7 exons. Bases 268 to 1854 code for a protein of 528 amino acids.